Molecule: messenger RNA, 631 nt
Organism: Leptonychotes weddellii (Weddell seal)
Lineage: Eukaryota; Metazoa; Chordata; Mammalia; Carnivora; Phocidae
Source: RefSeq, a predicted model, not a curated record
AUGUCGGUGCUGCUGGUCCAUGAAGCACACACUCUUGGUGUCAGGGACACGGACGGACGUGCUGUCGCCAAGUUGAUGUCCGUAGAUUGCCGCUGUCACGGAGUUUCCGGCUCCUGCGCUGUGAAAACGUGCUGGAAAACCAUGUCUUCUUUCGAGAAGAUUGGCCACUUGUUGAAGGAUAAAUAUGAAAACAGUGUCCAAAUCUCAGACAAAAUAAAGAGGAAAAUGCGCAGGAGAGACAAAGAUCAGAGGAAAAUACCGAUUCGCAAGGAUGAUCUGCUCUACGUUAAUAAGUCUCCCAAUUACUGUGUCGAGGAUAAGAAACUAGGGAUCCCGGGGACACAAGGCAGAGAAUGCAACCGCACGUCAGAGGGCGCGGACGGCUGCAACCUCCUCUGCUGUGGCCGAGGCUACAACACCCACGUGGUCAGGCACGUGGAGAGGUGCGAGUGCAAGUUUAUUUGGUGCUGCUACGUUCGCUGCAGGAGGUGUGAAAGCAUGACUGACGUCCACACUUGCAAGUAGCCCCUCCAUCCAGCGUUGAGCAACGCUGCUCAGUUACAGCUGAGGGAGUGUCAUCCAGAGGGUGCCUCUCACCCUGCAGGGCUGGGGAGGCGGACUCCGGCGUCAG